Messenger RNA from Verruconis gallopava, 1974 nucleotides. RefSeq lists its product as uncharacterized. Bases 1 to 1974 code for a protein of 657 amino acids. The transcript is spliced from 4 exons. The record is from RefSeq and is a predicted model, not a curated record. Lineage: Eukaryota; Fungi; Ascomycota; Dothideomycetes; Venturiales; Sympoventuriaceae.
AUGGCGCCGCAACGCAGCGCCCGAGAUGCGGGCUUCGACGAGCCAUACCGAGACGAUCCCACAAGCCCCGAAGCGCUUAGCGAACAAGACACGGUGGGCGAUGGCCAGAAUGAGGCCUUGUCCUUCCUGGGAAUCGAUGACGACGCCGAGGUUGAGGACGACGAGACGGGCGACGGCUUGACCACAUACCAACAAAAGCAUUCGUUUCUUCGUCACAUUCCACCUCGGGCGCGGAAGUCAUGCAUUGCGACGGUUCGAUGGCUCAGAGGACCUCAGCCUCCACGAAUAUGGCGCAUUACACCACUUUUCGGGGACGUGCAGACAUACCACCUGAAGUUGUUGGAUCGGUAUGCGCCAAAGAAGAUACAGAAGUUUUGGUUGCUCGUCGGCUUCUAUCUCUUGUGGCUGCUGGUAUUCAGUCUGAUGCUGUGGAAAUCAGCAUUCGCGGGAGACGUCAAGGGAUAUGGAAAACCUGCGGUGCUAAGCUGUUCCACAAAAUUAUGGAGACGGGGAAAUGACUGUGGCCUCAACGGCGAUCUUUGCCGACCAUUCGACAGCAAUGUCUACGCUUUCCGGUGUCCGGCCAGCUGCAGCCAUGAAGAGAUCUAUGAACCUUACGCCGUGGGGAACAAAACCUUCCAGUACCAGAACCUGGUCAUCGGAGGGCCCCCAAAAGGGAGUGAUGAUCUUGAUGAUGCUUACUAUCGCGGUGACUCCUUCAUAUGUAGCGCUGCGAUUCAUGCAGGCUACCUCAGCGACAGAACGGGUGGAUGUGGUGUUGUACGCCUAACCGGCGAACGCGCUGACUUCCCCGCCAGUGACAGAAACCAUGUGAAGAGCGUCGAAUUCAACUCAUGGUUUCCACUCUCCUUCCAAUUCGUCCGAGGCAAGGCGGAAGCUUGCAAAGAUCUACGAUGGCAGAUCUUGGGAGUCUCUCUGACGUUCAGCAUUAUUCUCUCACUCUUUGUCACGAGCCCUUCAAUCUUCUUCUGCUCUAUCUUUGUCGGUCUCUUUGCGCACGUCUCACUGGUUUCCGAUCCACCCCCGCUUUCAAACUACUAUUCUCUCAUCAGUACUGCAUUUGGAAGAUUUUUACCAGCUUCCUUCUGCAUGGCAGUCAUGUACCACGUUGCUAUCCGCCGAACACUAACGGGCUUGACUGCACAGUAUGAGAAGACAAUAUUAUGGCUGGGGGCAUGCUGGGUUGGCGCUCUGAACAAUUACACCUUCGACAAGAUCCCCAUCCAACGUUUGACUCCACACGAUCUCAAGCAGCCCGGAGCCAUACCGGCGUUGAUCAGCAUUAUCUGCAUCAUCAUUAUCAUUGUCCUUGGUCAAGCUUGGUGCUUGCGGGUAGAGGGCAAGUUUUUCAAAUAUCUUUCCAUUUACGCCAUCAUGGGUUCCUUCCUGCUUCUUCUUGUAGCCGUGCCGGGGCUACACGUCAGGAUUCACCACUACAUUCUUGCACUACUCUUUCUACCAGGUACGGCAAUGCAAACUAGACCUUCGCUGUUGUAUCAGGGACUACUUGUGGGAUUUUUUAUCAAUGGAAUCGCCCGUUGGGGCUUCGACUCCAUUGUACAGACCUGGAUGGAAUUACGUGGCGAUGCACCUCUCAACAGUCUCAUCCCUGAACUCCUGCCACCGAUAAUACACAUGAAUGACGGCAUUUUCAACACUAAAUUGCCCAACAUCACGUUCGAGUGGAUUCAGCCUAACCCUGAGCUUGGAUACGAUGGUAUAUCUAUCUUGAUCAAUGAUGUAGAGCGCUAUAAGGGCUACAUUGACGUUGGCGAGGGCAAAUUCGGUGGCAUGAGCAACUUUACCUUUGUUCGAGAGAAAGAGUGGCUCGAUGUUCCUGUAUAUUUUCGCUUUGCUUUUCUGCGUGGUAGCGGGGCGGAGGAUUAUACUAAAGGAGGGACUUGGAACGUCGACGGUACCUGGCUUCCACCACAGCCCGGCUCCGUCCGAUAA